Messenger RNA from Gavialis gangeticus (Gharial), 3976 nucleotides. RefSeq names its product MIER family member 2 (gene MIER2). NCBI's taxonomy places the organism in Eukaryota, Metazoa, Chordata, Crocodylia, Gavialidae. Gene Ontology annotation, molecular function: histone deacetylase binding; transcription corepressor activity. The record is from RefSeq and is a predicted model, not a curated record. Gene Ontology annotation, cellular component: nucleoplasm. Bases 1386 to 3305 code for a protein of 639 amino acids. The transcript is spliced from 12 exons. Gene Ontology annotation, biological process: negative regulation of transcription by RNA polymerase II.
CUAGAUGUGACCUCCUGAGGUCCCUUCCAACCCUCAUUUUCUGUGAUUCUAUGCUAAAAUCUAGGUGUGACUCCAAAAUAAAGCCUCUCCUAAGCCUUGCCAUCUCUUUUGUCCUGUCAUAAACUCCUCCUUUCUAGCACAUGCAGCUUCUGGGCUGGCUCCACAAGCCGACAGCGUGGUCUCUAGUGGGGCUGCGUCGUUGCUUUAUAAUCAGACACUGGGGGAUGGCGAAUUGCAAUACACCUUGCCUGCUCCACUGGAGACUCCAGACAUUUUUUUUUUGUCGCUGUCCCUUGUAGAUGAAGGAAAGAAACCCAAGGAUGCUUCAAACUCGUAUGUUGGUACCUCCUGCUGUAGCCUAGGCCAUCAGUCGUAAAAAUAACAGUGAUUUUUAUUUCUCCAGUCUUCGGGGAACCUGGCAGACACGUUUUUAAGACCUUAAGUAGGCGGUUGUUCGAAGGCGGGAGUCCAAUUCCUGGUCAGAAAGCCCCAUGAGACUGAGAACAUCCAUUUGCUUUAUCCAUGGUGGGAUUUUUGUCUCCUUUUGAUUUUUAACCAUUACUUCCUUGUCUUACUCCGGCAUAAGUUGUUGGAUGGUGGUAAGUCCCAUUCUGUGACAAGGAGUCAGCGCAGCUCGAUUCUUCAAAAGAUCAGGGUCUUAAUAUGUGCUAAUUAAAAGAGAACGCUGCCACUUUUGGAGCCGCCGCUGCAAUUAUCUUCCACACUAGGGUGCUUUCAGUCCACAGGACUGGGCCAGGAGUCAUUAUCCACUUGCUCCCUCCUUUGACUGAACUCAAGUCAACAGCAUGUCCACGUGCGCCAAGCCGAGGAGCAGCAGAUGGUCUGGAUUGUCAUCCAGACUGCAGCUCCUGUCGCUGCCUGAAUUUCCGAUUGAGCAUUGGGUGCCAGAAAGCAGGUGCCCACGCUUUUAUCCACCUGUCCCAUCUUGUUCCCAUCCCGUGUUUGCCGCUUGCAGUCGCAUCACAUUUCCUCGUGGCCUGCUCAGCUGUUAAAGCUGCUCUUGAUCGUCCUGGGGCUUUUCAAGUCAGAUAGUUUUAAAUUCCGCCUCCCCUGCCGGGAUCAGAGCGGACAGAAUUGCCACCUUAAAAUAAAAUGUACCGUUUGUCUUUAGAGUAAUUUUGUAGCAGACAAAAAUCAUCCUCUUGGAGGGCAGGGCAAGUCCUGAGGAUUUGGGGUCUUUAACUUCUGAGAGCAUGGAGGUUGGUGCGAUAGAGGCAGUUGGAAACGCUAAGGGGAAGUUGGUCUAGAUGGAGGAGAGAAAGCCUUAAAGGUCCAUGAGAUAUAUAUGCAGUGGGUCCCUCUUCUGCCCACGGCAGUCCUUUCAACUGCCCUUUGCAACUUGUGUCCCGUGGGUUUUAAUUUAAAUGAAUUGCAUGCAGGAGCUGGCAGCGCAUUGUGUUGUUGCAAAGGGAUUUCUUAUCCAACUUCUUUUCUCUUUGAAGGCCUCGGUCGGCAGGCAGAGUCCACGGGUGGUGCCAUACCCAGCCCACAACCUAUGUCCGGGAGAGCCUGGCCUCCAGACUGCAGCAGUUGUGUCCAUGGGCUCAGCUGACCACCGAUUCAACCUUGCCGAGAUCCUUUCACAGAACUAUGGUGUACGAGAAGAGAGGGAGGAGGAAGAAGAUACACAGGAGAAAGAGAAAUCUUUAGAGGAGCUGGAAAAGAGCUUCAGCCCCUCUCAGGUACACACUGCAAGGGAGGAGAAGGGGACUUGUCUGCCAACUGUUUUGUCCUCCUUGACAGUAUUGAAAGCACAGAGCUCCACUGAGGGACGUGAACCAGCACUGGUGGAUCCACUGGAGAGCAGUGAAAUGCCAUUCGAGGAGCUGCUUGCACUUUAUGGCUAUGAGGCAUCUGAUCCCAUCUCGGAGCAGGACAGCGAGAGCAAUGGGAUCUCUCCUCACCUGCCAGACAUGACCCUCGAUAAGGAACAAAUAGCGAAGGAUUUGCUUUCAGGGGAAGAAGAGGAGGAGACGCAGUCCUCGGCCGACGACCUGACUCCAUCCGUCACGUCCCAUGAUGCCUCGGACCUUUUCCCAAACCAGCCUGGCUCCAACAACUUCCUUGCUGAUGAAGACAAGGAGCCCUGCUCUUCCCCGUGCGCUUCCUCCAUGGCAGAGGAUUCAGAAGAGGACUCUAUCCCAUCCAACGAGUGUAAGAAGGAGAUCAUGGUUGGUCCUCAGUACCAGGCUGCAGUCCCCAUCCUCCAUUUACAAAGGCACAGUGAAAAAGUCUACGAGAAUGAAGAUCAGUUGCUGUGGGACCCCAACAUCCUGCCCGAGAGGGAGGUGGAAGAGUUCCUGUACCGAGCGGUGAAGCGGCAGUGGGACGAGCUGGCCAGCAUCAGCCUGCCCGAAGGAGAGAUGGUGAAGGACAACGAACAGGCUCUGUAUGAGCUGGUGAAAUGCAACUUCAAUGCGGAAGAGGCUCUGCGGAGGUUACGCUUCAACGUGAAGGUCAUCAGAGAUGAGCUCUGUGCCUGGAGCGAAGAGGAGUGCAGGAACUUUGAGCAUGGCUUCCGGGUCCACGGGAAGAACUUCCAUCUCAUCCAAGCGAACAAGGUGCGCACCCGGUCGGUGGGCGAGUGCGUGGAGUACUACUACAUGUGGAAAAAGUCAGAGCGCUACGACUACUUCACACAGCAGACUCGCUUCGGAAGGAAGAAGUACGUCCUCAACCCUGGAGCCACGGACUAUGCAGAGAACGACCUGGACGGAGGCGAGGUGGAGAACGCUGGCCGGGCCCGGAGCUCACCGCCCAUUCCCUCUGCUACCAGCUGCCUGGACUCCCACUUCAGCCAGGACCCCUUGGCCAUCGAGAGCACAGAGCCCCUGAGCGUGGAGAGUGCAGCCUGCAGCCUGGGCAGCAUGAGCGAGUCGGGCCAGGGCUACGAGUGCAGUACGCCCUCAGAGACAAACUGUUCCUUCGACCCUGCCGAGGAGCCGGCCUCAAGUACGCGGCGCCCCGGGACCCCCUCAGAGACGGGGAUCUACCCGCUGCCCCCAGCAGGCCCGGACCCGGCAGACAAAGCAGAGACAUUGCAGAGCUCCGGCGAGACGAUAGCCAUGGACUUCACACUCCCCGCAGACAUGGGCGAAGGCUUGCCUUUAAUCGCUGGCCGCGUGGAUUUGGGCACAGCCCCCGAGGCGGUGGUGGCCCCAGCUCAGGUGUCCUUAUCGGUCACAGAUUUCAGCAUCAUUGGCAUUGGGGAUGUGAAUAGCUUCCUAGCAGCUCACCAGGCCUGCCCAGCACCCGUGGCCCAGUCAGAGCCAUUGUCACAGUGAGCCUCCACUUACAAGCAUGUCACAGAUGGAGCUGGGACCUGGACCUCGCUGAGUGAAUUCCUUGGACCUCUCUGUUUCAUGGGGACACUUGAGAGCCAUCGGUCAGAAUCCGUCUUUCCAUCCUCCGUGAUCCACAGCCGGACACCUCUUUGCUCUCGUGCUCAUCAACAGGGGAGGUUUUAGUGGGGGAGUCGGUGACCCCCCCCCUCCCUGCCCAUGCAUCGCCACGGGCAACACUAUGCUGGUCAGACAGCCCCUGCCCUCCGGGCAGAGGAGGGGGCUGUCGCAACAGGGGACACAUCGUGGGCAUUUUGGCGGUGUCACUGGAUCUGCAAGCGCGCAGGAAGCAAGCACAGGCAGAGUGGGGGCCGUCCGGCUGCCGGGCCGGGCGCUGGUCCCAAAGGCAGUCCCUGCCGCGUUCUGUGUUGCAAUAGAAGUGCUUCUGUCUCCCCAUCCUUCCCGGUGGCAGGACUGUGCCUGUUGGUCUGUUGAUCCCGGCAGCAGGUGUGCUUGUCCAGCCCCCGCACUACCAGGGCCAGAUAAGGCGCGCAGCCUGUCCCUACCCCCUAUGGGAAGGCCUCAGCCCAUUAUCAGGGGCAGUUGUACAUUGCCCAGUUGACCUCCCUUCCAUUACUUACUGGGGCCUGUGCUGUGGAGAACCUGGAUCCAGG